CUGCAGUGAGCAACCACAUACACAAAGCAACAUGCUACUGCAGCCUUAUAGCCUAAUGGCUCAUGCCUUCCUUCUCUUCCUCUUAUUCCCUUACAUUAUAUCUACAAAUAUACAUGCCUGCAAACCAACUGAACGCAGCUCCCUCAUGUCCUUUGCCUCCACUCUAUCUUCUCCUCCUUUAAAUUGGACAUCCCUUGAUUGUUGUCAUUGGAAGGGCAUCACUUGUGAUCAAGAUGGUUCGAUCACCCAUUUGCUCUUGCCUUCCAAAGGGCUCAAAGGAGGUAUCCCUCCCUCUUCACUUAGAAAUCUCACACAUCUCACCCACUUGAACCUUUCCCACAAUUCACUAUAUGGUUCACUUGAAACUCAGUUCUUCUUGUCUUUGAAUCGACUUGAGAUCCUUGAUUUGAGCUAUAACCGUCUUUCUGGAGAGCUACCACUUUCUCUACCAUCCAGCAGUAUCCAGACAGUUGAUUUGUCCAGCAAUCACUUCUUUGGUGCAAUUCCAUCUUCAUUCUUCCAACAAGCUAGCAACUUGACAAGUUUCAAUGUCAGCAACAAUACCUUCACCGGGUAUGUUCCGUCCUCUAUUUGUCUCCAUUCUUCUCCCUCCCUUAGGCUAUUGGAUUUUUCUUCCAAUCUAUUUAGUGGCAACCUUGCUCUUGGGCUAGGAAAGUGUUCCAAAUUGCAGGUUUUUCGUGCCGGUCAUAACAACCUCUCUGGAUUACUUCCAGAAGAUAUCUAUAAUGCUACCAAACUUGAAGAAAUUUCAUUACCUGUCAAUUCACUACAUGGAGCCAUUAGUGAUAGAAUUGCCAACCUUACCAACCUUGCAAUCCUUGACCUCUACUUUAAUCAUUUUGGCGGCGAGCUUCCUCCCAAUUUGGGGAAGCUCUCCAAGUUGAAAUUCGUGAUCCUUGAUUUGAACAAUUUAGAAGGUAAUUUGCCCCCAUCGUUGAUGAAUUGCACAAACCUUGUGGAACUGCGUUUGGGAUCCAACAACUUGGAAGGAGAUAUCUCCAUUCUUGAUUUCUCCAGACUUAGUCAACUUACUAAACUGGAUCUAAGGAACAAUAACUUCACUGGUACAGUUCCAGUAAGCCUUUACUCAUGUAAGCCCCUAAAAGCCAUUGCAUUGGGUAGAAAUCAUCUAAAGGGACAAAUAGAAGCUGAGAUUCUUUCAUUGAAAUCCUUGUCCUUCCUCUCGCUUGGUUACAACCGAUUCACCAACCUCACAGGGGCAAUGAAGAUAUUGAUGAGUUGCAAAAGUCUUCACGCACUCAAGCUUACUGGUGCCUUUAAAGGUGGGAGAAUGCCAUUUGAUGAUGAAAUGGUUGAUUUUGACGGAUUCCAAAAUCUUCAGCUCUUCAGUUUGGGUCAUUGUGGCCUCAUUGGUCAAAUACCUGUAUGGUUAUCAAAGCUCAAGAAUUUAGAGAUAUUGCUCUUGGGUAGUAAUCAAAUCACAGGGCCAAUUCCAAGUUGGUUGGGGACUCUUCCUAGACUAUUUCAUAUAGGCUUGUCAAACAACCAAAUUUCAGGUGAAUUUCCAAAGCAACUUUGUAGACUACCAAGGUUGAUUUAUGAACCUAAUAUUGCAUCUCAAGCAGAAGACCAAUAUGAAUUUGAAUUGCCUGUCUUCACCACCAUAAAUGGUGUAAAUCAUCGUUUUCUACCAAAAAAAAGGUCUUCUUUUCCAGCAAUGAUAGACGUAUCUAACAAUAACAUUAGUGGUUAUAUACCUGCUGAGAUUGGCCAAUUGCAGCUUCUCCAGGAGUUGGAUCUUCACUCUAACAACUUCUCUGGAGUCAUUCCAGACCAAAUAUCUAACCUAAAAAAUUUAGAGGUUUUGAACCUCUUCAUGAAUCACUUGUUUGGAAUAAUCCCAUUGUCAUUGGUGAACCUUAAUUUCUUGAGAGAAUUUAAUGUCUCCUACAAUAAUCUUGAAGGACCAAUACCAACAGGCACCCAGCUCCAAAGCUUCGACGCUUCUGCCUUUGAGGGGAAUCUAAAACUUUUUGGUGCACCACUUCUAAAUGAGUGCAUACCAAAUAAGGACAUGGAUGCAGAUAACAAGAACAACAAAGACGAGGGCAAUGGGCAUCAUCAACUUCCAUGGUUUUAUAUUUUUGCUAUGUUGGGAUUCAUAGUAGGAUUUUGGGUAGUCUGUGGUUCUUUAGUUAUUAACAACACAUGGAGAUAUGCGUAUUUUCUAUUCAUAGACAAUCUACAAGAUAGGCUCAUAACAAUCUGCAUCAACACGAUGAAAAGAAGGCUUAGAGACUAAAUAUAUAUUAUUAAUAUUGUAAUUUUUAUUUUGUA
This is a messenger RNA of Prunus mume (Japanese apricot), 2319 nucleotides long. The record is from RefSeq and is a predicted model, not a curated record. Lineage: Eukaryota; Viridiplantae; Streptophyta; Magnoliopsida; Rosales; Rosaceae.